CGAUCAACAGGAAAGGGAAAAGGCAAAGGAUAAAAGGUUGGAGGCAGAGUUUUGAUAGAAAUCGUGGGAGUUUGAAGAAACUCUAACUUCAAGUCGAGCUUUACUUCGCGUUUUGAUUUUCUCGAGAAAAUUCAUCAUUCUUCAUUGAUUACGGCGGAAAAAGGAGGGACAGAUCGCAUCGCCUUAUUCAUUCAUCCAUCGGAUCUGCAGCUCUCAGCGAAAAGAGGAAGCCAUAGAAAGCGAGGUCGAAGAUUCAAGUUUCAGACAAAUCCAUGGCAGAGGAUAGAGGAAUUUCGGAGACAGAAAAGAAAGAAUCUGACGUUGUAAACGUGGUAAAGAAGAAAUCCGGUGGCGGGGGGUUUUUCUCCCGUAUCUGGAAUAGGUUUCAUGGAAACGAUUUAGAGAAGAGACUCCAGUACAUUUCUAAGGAAGAAGCUGCUGUUCUUGUGAGAAUGAAGAGGAGAUCACAGACCUGGAGGAGAGUCGGGCGAAAUCUCAUUGCAUUCUGUGUCAUUUUUGAGGUUGUUGCGGUUGUUUAUGCCAUUGCAACUACAAGAUCAGUGGACUUGGAUUGGAAGAUGAGAGCGUUUCGGGUUUUGCCCAUGUUUCUUUUGCCUGGUUUAUCUUCGGCUGCUUAUUUUGCAUUUGUUCGCUUCACAAGGCUGUGUGAUCACAGGGACCAGAAAACUCUGGAAAGACUUCGUGAUGAAAGGCAAGCAAAAAUUGAUGAACUGAAGGAGAAGACAAACUAUUAUACUACGCAACAACUUAUUCAGAGAUACGAUCCUGAUCCUGCCGCCAAGGCUGCUGCUGCUACCAUCCUGGCAUCUAAACUGGGUGCAGACUCAGGCUUGAAAGUCUACGUAGGAGAUGAGCCAAACCUUAAUGUCCCAACAGGCAAGAGCAGUGAUGUUGAGGUAGUGCAAUCUAGUGGGCUUCGAAAUCGAAAGCAAAUACUCACAAGAUCCACUAGUGUGGGAAGUGCUCCAUCGCAUCAUUCUAUUGAAGAAACACCUCAUUGUUCCGGAAAUGGGAGCCCUCAAUCUUCUGAGUAUAAUCAAGUAGUUGAUCAUCACCAUACUGAGGGAUCUAGCAUGCAUGAUGGGGGAUGGCUUGCUCGAAUUGCUGCCUUACUUGUGGGUGAGGACCCAACACAGUCGUACGCACUCAUAUGUGGCAACUGUCAUAUGCACAAUGGACUUGCUAGGAAGGAGGAUUUCCCAUACAUUACCUACUACUGCCCACACUGUCAUGCCCUAAAUGGGCCAAAACAAUUGGAAGAAAAUGUUUCUAGCUCUGCCUUCCCUAAAAUGGACUCCUUGAAAGCAGGCAGAAAUGAUGAUGCAACAGACAAAACCAUUGCUUGUACGAGUGACAGUACACUGACAAACAACAGCCUUGUUAGCCCUAAUAGCCCUCGCCCUGAGAUUGAGGAAGUAGCUGAAAAAGAAUAGCCUUUGGGAAUCGGGGCAGUUAAAAUACCGAUUCUCUGAAGGCUAUGUAAUUGUGGUCAGAUGUUUUCUUUCUUUAACCUACAUUGUCUUCUCGCUUUUAUCUCAUUCUUUUGUAUUGCUGUUCUUGAUCUUUGAGAUUUGCAAUAGUUUGGGUGCUUAUUGGCUGUGGUAUUGUUGAGGUAUCUCACUGAGGAAUUUUGUGUUUAUAUAGAAUAUAGUUUCCAUUGUUGUGAGAAUUUAAAAAGUAUACAUGUAAUAGUACUGGUAUUGCCUUUUCGCAAAAAUAUUCCAAUAAGUGCUGAGAGCACAG
Molecule: messenger RNA, 1764 nt
Organism: Rubroshorea leprosula
Lineage: Eukaryota; Viridiplantae; Streptophyta; Magnoliopsida; Malvales; Dipterocarpaceae
Source: the annotation of a GenBank genome assembly